AUGGGGAAAAGAAAGAAUAACGCACAAGCAUUAGAAAAGAGAAAGAAACUCAAACAAGAGAAUGACGCCCAAUUACUGACUGGAUUAUUUUCAUCCGCCAAGAAUACUGGUGACUAUGAAGAUGAAGAGGAACCCUCUAAUGAUUGGGAAAAUGAUGAACAGGAUUAUGAAUUAAGGCCAAGAACACAUAAUGCUAAUGGUUCUGGAAAAAUGGUAGAGGGGUUGCCUAUUAAGAGAUCAGAUGGGACUAUUGAACGAGUUGUGCGUGAAGUUGUUGCUGAAGAUGAGGAAGAUGAGGAAGAUGAAGGAGAUGAGGAUGAGAAGUUAGAACAGGAGAAGAUACAAAAAGCGAAGCAAGAGGAAGAAGAGGAAUCUGAAGAUGAAGAUGCAAAUCUUUCUCCAAGAGAAAGAUUAAUCAAGAUUAAAGAAGAAAUCGCUGAAUUAGCAUCUAAAUUAAUUGAAGACCCGGAAGAAAAUAUUGCUUGUUUAACCAGAUUAAGAAAAAUGUCAGAAUCAAAAAACUUUGUUACAAGUCAAUUAGCAAUCAUGGCAUUAAUUCCAAUUUUUAAAUCAUUAGCCCCAUCAUACAAAAUUAGACCUUUGACUGAUUCCGAAAAGAGAGAAAAAGUAAGUAGAGAAGUUGCAAGAUUAAGAACUUUUGAACAAUUAUUAGUUAGUAAUUAUUGUUCAUAUAUUGAUAAUUUAGCCAAAUAUGCCAAAGUUUCAUAUUCUCAUUCUUCAAGUAAUAAGAAUAUAACUACUGAUCAAUUAAAACGUGGUGUAUUGGCCACAAAAGCAGCUACAGAAUUAUGUAUUUCAUCAUUACGUCAUUUCAAUUAUCGAGUAGAAUUAUUCACAAUUAUAAUUAGAAGAUUAAACAAAAAACCAUCAAAUCUGGAAGAUUAUGAAGUAUUUAUGAAAUGUUUAAGGGCUUUAGAAACUUUGCUUAAAGAUGAUGCUGAGAAUGGGGAUAUUACAUUUGAUGUUAUUAAAUUAAUGACCAAAUCAAUUAGAGAUAAGAAAUUUAGAGUGGAUGAAUCAGUUAUAAAUGUAUUUUUAUCACUUUCACUUUUGGAAGAUUAUGAUCCCAAUAAUAAUCGUGAUGAUUUACCUAAACCAAAAUUAAAAAAGAAGGAUCGAGUUCAUAUAUCUAAAAAACAAAGAAAAGUUCGUAAAGAAAUGAAAGAAAUUGAAGAAGAAAUGAGAAAAGCAGAACAAGCAAUCACAAUUGAACAACGAGAAAAGUUUCAAGCUCAAGUGUUAAAAAUGAUUUUGAUGUUAUAUCUUGAAAUCUUAAAAGCUGGUUCUCAUACCACUAUUGAUGGGAAUGGUAAGAAUGAUGCAAGUUUAUUAAUGGGGGCGGUAUUGGAAGGAUUAUCGAGAUUUGGACAAAUGGCUAAUCUUGAUUUAUUAGGUGAUUUCUUGGAAGUAUUAAGAGAGAUUAUGAUUGAUAUAAUAGAAGAACAUUCUUUAGGUACGGUGAAUUCUAUAAUUGAUGGAACUGAAGAUAUGGAUGAUGAUGAUAUUGGUGGUGGAAUGUAUACUGGGAAACAAUUACGUACCGUUUUGUUAUGUAUUGCUACUUCAUUUUCAUUGGUUUUAAAUCAUGGAUCAAUGGGGAAAUUACCCAUGAGUAUAGAUUUGAGUAAAUUUGUAUCUACAUUAUAUUUAAUAUUGGCUGAUUUAUCAUUAGAUCCGGAUUUAGAAUUCAGUCAUAAGACACUUAGAUUAGCUGAUCCAUUAUCAUUAGUUCAAGAAGUAGAAAAACCCGCAAUUAAUGUAUCAACCAAAGCUGAAUUAUUAUUAAGAUGUCUUGAUUUUAUAUUUUUUAGAUCAAAAAAUGGUACCGUACCAAGAGCAACAUCAUUCACCAAACGAUUAUAUUUAACAAUAUUACAAUCACCAGAAAAGACUUCCUUAGCAAUCUUAAAAUUUGUGGGGAAAUUAAUGAGUCGAUAUGAUGAUUCAUUGAAAGGAUUAUGGAAUACUGAAGAAAGAAUAAGCGGUGAAGGUUCAUAUGUCUUGGGGAUUGAACGAUUAGAUCGUGAAGUUGAAUUAGAAAGAAGUAAUAGUGGUGCUGCUACUGUUUGGGAAAAUGUUUUAUUAGAUAAACAUUAUUGUCCAAUGGUUAGAGAUGGAGCAAGAUCAUUAAUGAAGAAUAGUAAACCAUCAGGUGGGAGAUGA
Hemisphaericaspora subhashii is the source of this 2184-nucleotide messenger RNA. RefSeq lists its product as uncharacterized. The transcript has a single exon. Gene Ontology annotation, cellular component: nucleolus. NCBI's taxonomy places the organism in Eukaryota, Fungi, Ascomycota, Pichiomycetes, Serinales, Debaryomycetaceae. Gene Ontology annotation, molecular function: chromatin binding. The record is from RefSeq and is a predicted model, not a curated record. Gene Ontology annotation, biological process: DNA replication initiation. Bases 1 to 2184 code for a protein of 727 amino acids.